Molecule: messenger RNA, 2297 nt
Organism: Vitis riparia (riverbank grape)
Lineage: Eukaryota; Viridiplantae; Streptophyta; Magnoliopsida; Vitales; Vitaceae
Product: PR5-like receptor kinase
Exons: 6
Coding region: 21-2105 (694 amino acids)
Biological process (GO): protein phosphorylation
Molecular function (GO): polysaccharide binding; ATP binding; protein kinase activity
Source: RefSeq, a predicted model, not a curated record
CUCUCUCUCUCUCUAAGUUUAUGAUGUUGAGGGAAGAAAAUCUUGUGGGAGUAGGGCUUCUAACAAUCCUCCAUGUGUGCUUCCUUUCUGUUUGCGUUGCUGAUAAAAAUCAGACCUUCAAAUCUUCUUGCGGAGAUAUGAACAUCAGUGACCCUUUCUAUUUGGAAGAUGAUUACGACCACGGUUAUCCUUACUUGGGAUUGAUCUGUGAAAAUAAUCGUACUAUGGUAAACCUCAAUUACGGCAGAAAGUACCAUGUUGCAGACAUCAACUACAGUAGCUAUACCAUUCGGGUAGUGGAUCCGGGCCUAAAGAAAAAGGGCAUGGGAAACUGUUUCUCCUAUCCUCUCUAUUACUUGAGUGAUGAUUCAGUUGGAUAUGACUUUCCUACAAAUUCUAGUUCUGUAGUUUUCAUUACAUGCCCAUGGCUGAUCACUGGUGACAAGAUUCAUAAUAAGUAUAUUCCUAUCAUUCCAUGCAACACGAAUCGCAGCUCCCCUUUCUCGCAACCAUACGCGUAUGCAAUAGUUGGAGAUUUGGAGUUCGGAGAUAUUCCCGAUUCAUGCAUCUUGGACGGGAAUAUUGUCACUCAGUCAAAGGCCGUUGCGGAGGGAAGACAUUUAUCAAUGUCAGAUUUGCAAGAAGAGCAACUCAUGGGGUUUGAACUUUCAUUUCUGUAUUCCAUCUGCUACAUGGAAUGCAGUGUGAAAGGGCUAUACUGUGAUCCGAAUUUGAUCAGCAAUACUUUCAAAUGCCACAACUCCAGCAACUCCAGCGCCGUAGGAUGUUGGUAUUGCGUCUGCUUCAAGCCAAAAUGGAUCCAGACAUUGAUUAACUCUCUGCUUGACGUAACUUACUACUUAGUGGAUUCCUCAAAUUUUAAAAGGAAAGCACUUAAACGAUAUUAUUGGGACUACUACUUUGACAAUGACAUUGAGUUCAUUGGAGCCUGGAUAUUACACAAGAUUGUCAUGAUAAACAUUGGAGUACGAAUUGUACUUGGGAUGUUCAUGUUUGCCUAUUUAAUCUACAAGUUUCGACGAAGACACUUAUCAUUAGAUGAUAAUAUUGAAGAAUUCCUGCAAAAUCACAAAAGUCUUCAACUCAUAAAGUACUCUUAUUAUGAUAUAAAGAAGAUGACCAACAGUUUCAAGGAUAAAUUAGGACAAGGAGGCUUUGGCUCUGUUUAUAAAGGAAAGCUCAAGAGUGGUCGAGUUGUUGCAGUAAAAGUACUGGUUAUGUCUAAAGCUGAUGGGCAAGAUUUUAUCAAUGAAGUGGCUACAAUUGGAAGGAUCCAUCAUAUUAAUGUGGUGAAACUUGUUGGAUUUUGCAUAGAAGGUUCAAAAUGGGCUCUUAUAUAUGACUUCAUGCCUAAUGGAUCUCUUGAUAAGUUUAUUUUUCCAAAACAUGAAAACAAUACCCCCUUAAGUUGGGAGAGGUUGUAUAAGAUUGCACUUGGAGUAGGGCGUGGGAUUGAAUACUUACAUCAAGGUUGUGAUAUGAAAAUUCUACAUUUUGAUAUCAAACCACACAAUAUUCUUCUCGAUGAAGACUUCACUCCAAAAGUUUCAGAUUUCGGCCUUGCAAAGUUGUAUUCAACAGAUGAAAGUAUUGUUUCUCUCACAAAAGCAAGAGGAACAAUGGGAUACAUUGCUCCAGAAUUGUUCUACAAAAACAUUGGAUGCAUAUCAAACAAGGCCGAUGUUUAUAGUUUUGGAAUGUUGUUGAUGGAAAUGGUGGGUAAAAGGAAGAAUUUGAAUGCAUUAGUAGAUCACUCAAGUCAAAUAUACUUCCCAUCAUGGAUCUAUGAUAAAUUUUACCAAGGGGAGGACAUUGAAAUGGGAGAUGCCACAGAUAAUGAAAAAAUAUCUGUAAAAAAAAUGGUGAUAGUUGCAUUAUGGUGUAUACAGAUGAAGCCCACAGACCGUCCUUCCAUGAGCAAAGCAUUGAAGAUGCUAGAAGGUGAGAUUGAACUCUUGCAAAUGCCUCCUAAGCCUUCUCUAUAUUAUGAUGUAUUGAAGGUAGAGGAUCAGGUGAGCAAUCAAGUAGGAGUACCGGUUUCAUCACUUAAUGCCAUGGAUACAAUCACCUUAACCGGAAGGUAGUGCCACAUUGUAUCUACUUGCAUGCUUUGUCCCUUGAUAAUGUUUUCUUGGCUUAGAUGUAAGGAUUGUUGCUUUUCAUGUAUCAAAUGUAUUUGUCCUAAAGCACUGGCUUGGUUCCUAGAAGGUCUCCAUACAUGAGUCGUCUUCUCCAAGGCCUUUGAAAUUCUUAAAUAAAGUUUUGUUUCCUUUCAA